AUGCUAGGCAACGGCACCCAGACGCCCAGCACUGCAAACAAUAGCCCCUCCCCCCAACACGAGGAACCAAGACGUGAGCGAGGCCCCUCGCCCGCCCCGGAACUUGAGAUGCAGGACGCACCGCAACACGCAGGCGUGCCCGCCGCCGCCAUACCCCGCACGAGCGCGCCCCCCUCCGGCGCUCCCCCUGCCAGCACGCCCCACACUAGGGGCACCCCGUCUACCGCAGCACCCCCUACUGCCGGCGCGCCUGCCACCGGCGUAGCGACCCUCCCUACCGCGAACCCCUCCGCCACAAACCCGGUCGGAACGCAGGGCCCAAACGGGGAGAACGAGCAAGCCGACCAACACAUGCAGGAUCCCCCCCCGGAUGCCGCACCCCCCCCUGUCCUCCUCACCUUCGAAGGGGAGUACGCAAAACCGGACGAGAAACCCUUCCCGCUACCGCAAACCUGCACCUGGUUAGGCAUCUUCGAAAACACCAUGCCCGCGCAGAAGGAAGCCUGGAACGAACAGGACAUGAACACGGCGGCUAUCCUAUAUCCCCCCCGCCCGGCGGACUACGCCAACCCCAGC
Punctularia strigosozonata HHB-11173 SS5 is the source of this 576-nucleotide messenger RNA. RefSeq lists its product as uncharacterized. The annotation marks the transcript as partial. The transcript has a single exon. The record is from RefSeq and is a predicted model, not a curated record. NCBI's taxonomy places the organism in Eukaryota, Fungi, Basidiomycota, Agaricomycetes, Corticiales, Punctulariaceae.